UUCGCUGCGGACGAAUCGAUCGAUCUUCGGGAUCGAUCGCCAUGGCGCAGCAAUCGCUUGCCUUCAGAGUGAUGAGGCUGUGCCGCCCUUCCUUCCAGGCCGAGGACGCCCUUCUUCGCCUCCAUCCGGCCGAUCUCCUCGCCGGGGAGGACCUCCUCGACGUCUCCUCCCUCCCGCCUAGCCUCCUCGAUCCACGCGGAGGGGCGGAUUUUAGCUUCCGUGACCGAUUCCAGCUCGAAAACCCCACUGACGCCAUGGCGCUCUCUGGCCUCCUUGUCCUCCCCCAGUCCUUCGGGGCGAUAUAUUUGGGAGAAACAUUCUGCAGCUACAUCAGCAUUAACAAUAGUUCUAGCUUUGAGGCCAGGGAUAUUAUCAUCAAGGCAGAAAUCCAAACAGAAAAGCAACGGAUACUACUAUUAGAUACAUCAAAAACGCCUGUUGAAUCAAUACGGGCAGGUGGAAGAUAUGAUUUUAUUGUUGAACAUGAUGUCAAGGAAUUGGGGCCUCACACGCUUGUUUGCACUGCUUUGUACAACGACGGCGACAGUGAGCGCAAAUAUCUGCCACAAUUUUUCAAGUUUGUUGUGGCAAACCCCCUCUCUGUUCGAACAAAGGUUCGAACCGUUAAGGAAAAUACAUUUUUGGAGGCAUGCAUUGAGAACCACACAAAGUCCAACCUUUAUAUGGAUCAAGUUGAGUUUGAACCGGCACCGCAAUGGUCAGCUACAAUACUGAAAGCAGAUGAACAUUCUUUAGAGAGAAAUUCUAAAACAAGAGAUAUAUUUAAGCCACCGGUUCUUAUUCUAGCUGGUGGAGGAAUAUACAAUUAUCUUUAUCAGCUAAAGCAUGCAUCACAUGAGUCUGGGCAUACAAGGAUUGAUGGUAGUAAUAUUCUUGGAAAGCUGCAGAUAACAUGGCGUACAAAUUUGGGUGAAUCCGGGCGUCUUCAGACACAGCAAAUUCUAGGCACUCCUGUUGCUCACAAAGACAUUGACUUGCGAAUUGUGGAAGUUCCAGCUGUUGUCAUUCUAGAGAGACCCUUUCUGCUGCAUUUGGUUCUCACAAGCCAGACGGACAAAACUGUGGGUCCCUUUGAAGUUUUUAUAUCUGAAAGAGAUUCGGGUGAGGAGAAGUUUGUCAUGGUUAAUGGCAUCCAGAAAUUGGUUCUACCGCCAUUGGAGUCAUUUGGUUCUACAAAUUUUGACAUGAAUAUGAUUGCAACAAGGCUAGGGGUCCAAAGAAUAACAGGCAUCACAAUUUUUGACACAAAGGAAAAGAAAGCUUAUGAUCCAUUGCCAGAUCUGGAGAUUUUUGUGGAUGCAGUUUAAAGCUUUGAAUGCACAGCCAUGCAGUUAAUGGUUUUGUACUCCAAACACCAAAGAAAGGAUUAUAACUUAAUAUACUUUUUGUCUUCAAUUUCUCCUUAAGCUUGUUGUGCCCAAUUUAUUUGUUUCAUCAGCUAAAUCAAUCAUAGUGUUUUGUAGUUCUCAUAGGCUGAGGCAUCUGCAGUUGCUUGUUUGGAAACUAAUACCUUUUCUCCAACAAAUCCAUAUUCUCUAUCAAAUGCACCUAUUUAUUUCUUUUUUCCCCCCUAAAAUUCUCUGCUCCAAUAUAUAUAAUUAUCACUGAACAUGAGUCUAGAGCAGGUGCAGUUUGUCAUGCCAUGACACUAGAGACAGCUCAAUAACCUAAACGAAGCCCUAGUUUUUACACAAGAAUUGUUCUUGAAUGACUUAUAAACUGUUAGGAUUAGUGAUUAUCAUUCUUUAACUCCAAGUUACUGUAUAGUGUAUACCAUUGGGAGGCAGUCAUUCUAUACUAUGGUUUUCUCUUAUCCAUUAUUCUACAAGUGUUUGAUCUCUAGCUACCAGGAGUUUCUCGUCAUCUUUCCAACUUGUGAAAUGAUGGUAUCUCUAAUGUUUUUCUCAUCUAACAGUAUAAGCAUAUGCUUGCCGGCUUGCCCAUCAAUGCAGCUUUACAGUCGGUGAGUCACGUAAAAUCAUUGUGUCGAUCUAUUGCUUUGUAGUUUGGUUUGUUUAUUUGAAGUAUUCUUGUCGCAUAAACAUUGUGUUAGCACUAACAAUUGUAGUGAAUUGAUCCAGCAGUUUAUAGUA
This is a messenger RNA of Dioscorea cayenensis subsp. rotundata (Guinea yam), 2114 nucleotides long. Its product is annotated as trafficking protein particle complex subunit 13. Gene Ontology annotation, cellular component: TRAPPIII protein complex. The transcript has 12 exons. NCBI's taxonomy places the organism in Eukaryota, Viridiplantae, Streptophyta, Magnoliopsida, Dioscoreales, Dioscoreaceae. Bases 42 to 1328 code for a protein of 428 amino acids. The record is from RefSeq and is a predicted model, not a curated record.